Molecule: messenger RNA, 2238 nt
Organism: Closterium sp. Naga37s-1
Lineage: Eukaryota; Viridiplantae; Streptophyta; Zygnematophyceae; Desmidiales; Closteriaceae
Source: the annotation of a GenBank genome assembly
AUGACAAACCCCAUCGCCCCUGGCGGUACAGAUGGUGGCGGCGAACGCGGCGCAUUUUCCGGCAGUCCAACUAGCAAAGAAGAAAAGGCGGAGUCGUAUCAGUGGAAGAAAUACGGGCAUAAAUUCCUCUCUUCUCAGAAUGCGAAAAGGUUCUACUACCACUGCACGGAGCGCGACACCACCGGAUGCCCCGCGAAGCUCAUAAUCGAUAAGGUCCCGAAGAAGAAGAGCAAGAACGGCCGGCGCGCGGAACUUAAGCACUUGGUGGCGCGGGAGGUUCCAGGAUCCUCCGCGCGGCGACCGCCGGUUGAUGGAGCCGUCGUUGCGGCCGAUCGCGAGUCCGGCUCGCCGCGACCUGCGGUCACUGAUCGGGAGGAGAAGGGGGAAAAGGGGGACGAUUCCAGUUUCGGAUGGGAGGAGAAUCGGGAGAUUCUCGACGCGCUUCCCGUACUCGAGCGACGCGUGGAUCGCACGCUCACCCCGCGCCGCUUUUGGUGCCGCAAUCGGCACAAUCACCUACCGCCGCCGCAGCAGCCGCUCCAUAUGGUCGUCUCCGCCGCCGCGGUCGCGCAGCCCCGCAUGUACAUCACGGCGGCGGGCGCGGGCGCGGUUAUUGCUUCCGCCUCCGCCUCGGUGCUUCCGCCGCCGCCAGCGGGUAUCAUGACCGUUCCGCCCGCUGCGUCACUUACCCCGACGAUCGCGCGGACGGCCUCCUCCACCAGCGGCGCCGUGAACGCCGGCGGCGGCGGCGGCGGCGGCGGCAGCGGCGUAGGGACUCCACGCGGCCCGUUGACCCCGAACUUGGCGGACUGGCCGUUUCCGCCCAAGUCGCGCAGCCCACCGGUGGGGCCAAGGAGCCCCGAACCUGCGACGGCGGGGCUGGAGCGCGGAUCUCCGCUUUGCGGGUUUCCGCCGAGCGGAUCUCCGCCAUGCCCGCACGCAGGUCGGAAACGGCCGCGGAGCCCGACGCGCGCGUCGGCGGGCGAUCAUCACGCGACUCGUACUACUACUAAGGGCUUCGCCGCGUGCGGCGCAGGCGCGGGCGCGGGCGAGGACCCGUGGUAUCAGGGCAGUGCAAUGAUGGCCCGCCGCCAGCGGAGCGGCAGAGAUUGUGAUGUGCUUGCCGUCAAACGCGGCGACCCUUCGUUGCACCCGCACCCAGUGCCGCCCGCCGCGCCCGGACCGUCCAUUUUCCAAUAUUUAUUCCCGCACGUGGGCGCACUCAGUGCGAGCGCGAGCGGAUACCAUGGCGGGCAGCUGGGGGGACUCGCGGGCGCGCAGAGCCCCGCCGCGGUGGAGGUAGGCCUGACGGCGCGACUCGUGUUCCCCCGCGGCGUCCGUGUCUCCUCCGCGCACGGAGAUACCGCUGACGCGGGAGCGAUUUCCACAGACGCGUGGGAGGCGUCCGCGGACGCAAACGCGGUGACGGAGGCGGAGGGCGCGAGUGACGUGGCGCCUGGGAAGGCGGAGGAGGGGUUUGAUACGCUGUGGUCGUAUGUGGAGGCGAAUCUGCGGCAACGCGUGGCGUCACAAGCAGCAGCAGCAGCAGCAGCCGUGGCUGCAGCUACUGCCGCUGCUGCUCCGGUGGGGGUGGCAUCGCAAGCAGCAGGUACUGCUGGGCCAAAUGGUUUGGUGAUGAAUGAGAGCAACAUGGUUCUGCACAGGCUGGCGGCAAGCCUGCCACGUGGGCUUCUAGGUUUGGCCGAGGCUCAGCGAGCGGAGGCACCACAACAGGCUGAGGAAGGUGCUACUCAUGAGUCAUUCUUGUUACAUGCUGGCUCGAGCUGCCCUGUUCUACCCCCUCUGUUGUCCUCCAUCCCUGCUGCUUCCGCUUCUGCUGCUGCUGCUGCUGCUGCUGCUGCUGACGGUGGCAUGGGCACGGGCAUGGCGGGCAGAAGAUUCGAAGAGAUUCGAGCGCUCUACGUUCAAGGGCUGCUGGGCGGUCGGGGUCUGGUGGGGAGCGGUGGUGAGGGGUUGGUGGGGAUGGACAUUCACCCCUCAAAGAAGAAAAUGAGUGCGCUUACUGGGGGAGGAGUGGAUGAGAUGGAAGGGAGGAGGGUGUGUGUAGACAAGGGAAGAGUGAUGCUGAGGGAGGCAGGAGGAGAGGGAGGAGGAGUGGUUGCACGCGUGGCAGUGGAGAUGGAUUUGAUUGGUCAGCUUGGUGACGGGACACCUGUCGGCAGACAGGCGGCAGGCAGUGGUGCUCCUCAGGUGCUUUCAACAGGCCUGUGUCUCUGA